GGGAGCCCAGAGCCGCAGCCAAGUGACAAUCCUGCUCCAAACAACAACACACAGGCCCUUGAACCAAUGGGGAGAUCCUAGGGCUCUUCAAAGUGGUAUUUCUCGGCUCCAGGUGGAGCUAGCUCGCUUCUGGUCCUGUAAAUACAGUCAAGAGCUGACCGGGUCACCAGGCACCGGGGAAAAAAAGGGAGUUAAAAAACUUCCUUGGUGCGUUUCCCCGCCCCCCACCCCCCCUCCUCCUCCAGUGCUUCCCCUCUCCUCUCUCCUUUGGAAUAAAAAGCCGAUGGAAAAAUCUAAAAACUUCCGAAUCGACGCACUCCUGGCCGUCGAUCUUCCCAAACUACCGGCUUGCUCGCCUCUUGUCACCUCGCCCGCCUCCUCCACAGCCAGCCCGCCAGAGCUCGACCAGCACCCGGUCACCUCGGACUGCCUGAGGUCCGACAGCCCGAGCCCUCCGCGCUUUAGCCUCGGCAACCUGAUGCCGAAGCCCAGCUUCCUGAGUGUGCACCAGCAUCCCGGGAUGACGGGCCUCCACCCUCACGGGGCCAUCCCGGCCUCGGCUCUCUACGGUCACCCGGUUUACACAUACUCGGCACUGAGCGGUCAAUCCAACGCCCUGCCUUACUCUUACCCGCAACUCGCUGCCAGCCACCACUCCGAACCCGUCAAAGUAACAGCCGGCACUUUCCAGAUCGACCAGUGGUUGCGAGCGUCCACAGCGGGAAUGAUGUUGCCCAAAAUGCCUGAUUUUAACGCACAAACACAAAGCAGCAUGUUGGGGAAGUGCCGUAGGCCUCGAACCGCGUUCACCAGUCAGCAGCUACUGGAGCUGGAACAACAGUUCAAGCUGAACAAAUAUCUCUCCCGCCCCAAAAGGUUUGAAGUGGCCACAUCUUUGAUGCUGACAGAAACCCAGGUUAAAAUCUGGUUUCAGAACAGACGGAUGAAGUGGAAACGCAGUAAAAAAGCGAAGGAGCAGGCCGCGCAGGACGCUGUGAAACAGAAAGGGAAAAGCACAGAGAGUAAGUCGGACGAUUAUCAGAGCAAGGCCGGCCUGACAAAAAGCGACCAGAACAAACCGUCCCGGUUGCGAGCCUUUCCAGAGAGUGACGAGGACGGGGACAGUUUGACGUGUCACUCGUCACAAUGCUCCUCAGACGAGGAAGCUGAGCUGGACCAGCCGCACAAGGAGCCGCCUGUCACCGUCAAAUAGGUCACCUCCUCGCUCCCAAACCAGAAUCCCAACCUGUGGAUCGGCGUGAAUGCUUUCCUUUGAAGCCAGAUAUUCUCUUUGUGUUCUGCACCUCAGGCUGUCCUGUUCCCUGAUCUCCAAUCAGUCGCCAUAUAUAUAUAUAUAUAUAUAAAGUACUGUUUGUCUAUCUCUCAACGCAACAGUGGGAAAUUGCAAGACUGUAUUGUCUUUAUUUUUAUAUUGUAUUUAUAAGAAUUCGCCUAUAGUUAUGCAUGCUAAGUUAUUGUUUAGCUACGUGUGGUUUCUCCCCCAACAUAGUGCCAGACCGUACUGUA
Messenger RNA from Chiloscyllium plagiosum (whitespotted bambooshark), 1527 nucleotides. It is a transcript of the gene mnx1, whose product is annotated as motor neuron and pancreas homeobox 1. Lineage: Eukaryota; Metazoa; Chordata; Chondrichthyes; Orectolobiformes; Hemiscylliidae. Gene Ontology annotation, biological process: spinal cord motor neuron cell fate specification; central nervous system development; endocrine pancreas development. Gene Ontology annotation, molecular function: DNA-binding transcription factor activity, RNA polymerase II-specific; sequence-specific double-stranded DNA binding. The record is from RefSeq and is a predicted model, not a curated record. Gene Ontology annotation, cellular component: nucleus.